AUGGCGGCCAGAAAGCCUCGCUCGGUGGCCAACCCUUUGGAGUCCGCUAUCACGUCACCGAGUGAGAAGAUACUGAAAGAAUGCCACAAUUUGUACGUCGACAGCGAAAAUGGUCUGGUCAAGAUUGCCAGCAGCCUAGGCGUUCGUCUCUUGCCCCCCAGAAAAAAGAUCACUGUGAUGAUCAUGGGAAACCACUCUGCUGGAAAGAGCUCCUUCAUCAACUGGUAUGUAGAAGAGCACAUCCAAAAAACUGGCGUUGCCAUCGAAACACAGGGCUUUACAUUCAUCACAAGUGGGCGCAAAAGAGAAUCAUUGACGGGGAAUGCCACGUUACAUCUCUACCCCCAUUUUCGACCACUCCUUGAGUUUAAAGGUGUUAUGGACUACUUGUCCGCGGAGAUUUCUACUUCCAAGCAGAAAAAGUUUAGCCUUGUGACCUUUGUGGACACACCCGGCUUGGUGGAUGGGGACAUGAUUUACCCUUUUAAUGUAAACAACGCCAUCACGUGGUUGGGCGAACAGUCCGAUCUGAUAUUUGUAUUUUUUGACCCGAUGGGUCAGGCCCUUUGCAAGCGCACGCUGAACAUUGUGGAGAAACUGAGCGAGAAAUGCGGAGAUAAGCUAUUGUUCUACCUCAGCAAAGCUGACGAAGCCGGCAAAGAAACAGAUCGACAGAGAGUGAUGAUGCAGAUCGUCCAGGAGUUGUGCCGCCGUCCUGGUCUCAACAAAUGUGGUUUUGAGAUGCCAACAAUAUAUAUUCCAAACCCACAGAAGCCAAGCCGCUGCGUGAACCAGAUUGAUGGCGUGUGUCAAACCAUCGAAAAGACCAUCAACCAAGCUGUGCAAAGGACUUUGGACCAGUUGGAAAAAGACUGUGAUUUAAUUUGCUCCACCAUCAGCAAUAGGUUACAACAGGACAGAACUGAUGCCACUUACAACAAAAGUGUGCGCCUCAACUCAUUUGUAUGCGGUGCAUUGGGAGUCGUCCUUCCUCUACUCUUCAUCCUUAGUUUUAUCCUAAGCACCUUCUCCAAAGAACAGUUGAGUGAGCUGAUGGGAGAAGGCGCGGCACAAACCCUUUCUGUUUGCACUGGAAUAGUAAUGUACUUAUGGGAUUGGAUACCAGAAGAUGGACAAGUUGUCUUCAUAAUGCUUUUUGGAGCCUUUUGCUACCUCCUUCUUUUUCUAGCGAAAUAUUUUUCUGGUCAUAGAUACAAGACUUUAACAAAAAAAGAGAAGAGGACGAUGACGGAAUACAGUGAUUAUAUCUUGGAUAUUGUCAAAACCAAGAAGGGUAAAUUGUAUGAAUGGUACCUCCAGCAAUGUGCUGCAGAAUACGACCUUUGA
This is a messenger RNA of Nerophis lumbriciformis (worm pipefish), 1347 nucleotides long. Lineage: Eukaryota; Metazoa; Chordata; Actinopteri; Syngnathiformes; Syngnathidae. The record is from RefSeq and is a predicted model, not a curated record.